AUGCGCUUUUACAAAUUAUUGAUAGGGUCCCUUUUGGGAAUCUCCUAUGCCUCAGCGGCACGUAUAGUUGCAACAGAUGAGGCUCCCUUGAUUGGCCCGUCAUUCAUUUCGAACUUCGAUCCCUCUGGAUCGCUGGCAAUUCGUAACGCUAGAUCGAAGCUUCCCGGGCUCAUUGAUGACCUUUUCGAAACAGAUGUGCUUAAUCGCACGGACUUAGCUUUCUCCAUUGAUAUUUUCUCGGCCGCGACAAACGACAGUCUCUAUAGAUAUACCCACGUUGGAGGGGAUAUGAAGAAGACUUUGACCGCUGGGACUCUCAACGACAAGACUAUCUCCCGCACCGGAAGUGUGACGAAGCUGUUCACUGUCUAUGCAAUCCUUGUCAAGGCUGGCAUUCAAUGUUUUAGCCAUCCUGUCACGAAGUAUCUGCCCGAGCUUGCAGGUAAUUCAUCAAGUGAUCCCCUGGACAGAAUUCGCUGGGAUGAUAUUACUAUCGGAGCCUUGGCAUCUCACCAAGCUGGGUCUGGCGGCAUUGGAGACUUUUUCUUGGAGUACGCAAACCCAGAUGACCCAUUGAACUACAAGCCCGAUGAUUUUCUCAAGUUCAUGCGCAAUGAGAAGCCUCCUGUGAUUUCUCCAUUCCGAAAUGCUAUAUAUUCUGACGCCGGAUUUGCUGUUCUUGGCCAGAUUCUUACACGCAUGACAGGGAAGGAAACUUUCACCGAGGCAAUCCAAGAGACUGUGUUCGAUCCUAUGGGCUUGAGUAGCAUGUCAACGAAGGCACCAAAGGGCUCGGACUUGAAUGUCAUCGAUCGGUCCGGCAUUGAUAAAAACUCAUCGUGGAAUCUCGAUAUUGAGAUAGUUGCUUCAACUGGUGGUAUUUAUGCCAACGGCGCGGAUCUUCGUACUGCAGGCCUUGCCAUUUUGAACUCCGAAUUCUUGUCUGCAGCUACCACCUCAGAAUGGAUGAAGCCUCACAGUGGAACAGGAUCUCUAGUCGAGCUCGUCGGAGCGCCAUGGGAGAUCUCACGUCUUGAAAUCCCCGUCACUCCAGGAUCAAACCGCACUCGAAUUUCAGAUUUAUACACCAAGGCCGGUGGUAACGGGGAUUACACAUGCAUUUUUGCCCUUUCACCUGACCAAGGUAUCGGUUAUUCAAUUCUAGUCGGCGGCUCAACCGCAUCAUCAGCUCGCUGGCCUCUACGCGACCUGAUAGGUGAGAUAUUCGUUCCAGCCGCCGAGCAUGCAGCAGCAGAAAAUACCAAGCGCAACCUUGCUGGAACAUUCGUGGAUGAUACCGCACCUGGAACAAACCUCACUUUGACCGUUGAAAAGGGACGUCCUGGCUUAGGAGUGAAAACUUUCUGGGUCAAAGGCGUUAAUGGUGUUGAUAGUACACAUGUACGUGUGUAUCCGACUGGUCUCAACUCCUUCUCGAGGUCGCUGUCAUCUCUGUAUAAGACCAAGGGCUCAAUGCGCGUAGCGCAUCGCAUGGUUGUGCAGGCAAAUGAAUUAAACCCUCGCGCGGCUGUUGAGGGUGGAAAGGGAGGAUUGUUUGACAAUUCAUUUGCGUGGAUGGAUAUUGAUUUUGCCGGACCGUCUGAUGAGUUCAUCUUCAACUUGGUUGAUGGAAGGCUCGCCAGCGUUGAAAUUCCACUUUCGGGCUUGGUUCUGGAGAGAGUGAACUAA
Penicillium nucicola is the source of this 1689-nucleotide messenger RNA. Its product is annotated as serine hydrolase domain-containing protein. The coding region runs from base 1 to 1689 and encodes 562 amino acids. NCBI's taxonomy places the organism in Eukaryota, Fungi, Ascomycota, Eurotiomycetes, Eurotiales, Aspergillaceae. The transcript has 4 exons. The record is from RefSeq and is a predicted model, not a curated record.